Molecule: messenger RNA, 1621 nt
Organism: Suillus bovinus
Lineage: Eukaryota; Fungi; Basidiomycota; Agaricomycetes; Boletales; Suillaceae
Product: WD40-repeat-containing domain protein
Exons: 8
Coding region: 192-1484 (430 amino acids)
Molecular function (GO): protein binding
Source: RefSeq, a predicted model, not a curated record
AUCGAAUCAGGGCCAAGUUCAGUAGUGGCUACUUAUAGAGACGCGACUUGUAGAAUCAACAAGGCAAAACAAGAUCUUGCCAGUGACUUGUCGUCGGACCACAGUACCAGUAACAACAUCUGUUGACGCGUUGUAUCCCAUAGCCUUUAGCUCAGCUGCGUUCAAGCCACCCACAAGUUUUUGAAGUCACGAUGGCGCUCCUCUCAGACCGUCAAAAAGAAGAACUGCAUAAAUCCAUGCUAGAGUACCUGCAUACGAGCAAUUUUACAGCAGCCUACAACGCAUUAAAGGAGGACACAGGGGUGGAGUAUACACCAGAUCCCAAAGCCAAGUAUGCGGGUCUGUUAGAGAAGAAAUGGACUAGCGUUAUACGGCUACAGAAGAAGAUCAUGGAUCUCGAGACCCGAAAUGCAUCUCUUCAAGAAGAACUAUCAAUUGCUCCAUCAAAACGUGCCGCAAUGCAGGCGGAUUGGGUACCUCGUGCUCCCGCAGCACACGUAUUGACUGGCCACAGAGGUCACAUCACGCGCGUCGCUUUCCAUCCACAAUACUCGAUAUUAGCCUCUGCAAGCGAGGAUGCAACAGUGAAGAUAUGGGACUGGGAAACAGGCGACUUUGAACGGACGUUAAAGGGACACCACCGUGCCGUCCAUGAUGUCGAUUUUGACCAUAAGGGACACUUGCUCGUGACAUGUUCAUCUGACCUAUUUAUCAAGAUAUGGGACUCUGAAAAUGAGUGGAAGAACACAAAGACACUAUCAGGGCAUGAUCACUCGGUAUCCUCGGUCCGAUUUAUGCCAGGAGAUCAAUAUAUUGUCAGUGCAAGUCGAGACAGCACAAUUCGCGUUUUCGAUGUUGCAUCAACACAUCUAGUUCGAACGAUCUCUGGUCAUUCAGAAUGGGUGCGUUGUGCAGUGCCCUCAGAUGAUGGCCGGCUACUUGCAAGCGCGUCAAAAGACAAGACUGCAAAAUUGUGGGAUCCUCUGACUGGAGAAUGCAAAGGAGAGCUAAGAGGGCAUGAUAACGAGUUGGAAGCGGUUUGCUUUGCACCCGUGGCUGCAUACGCCGCCAUUCGUGAGCUUGCGGGCCUGCCAAACGUGGGUCCCAAGGGUCCCGGGGCUUAUGUCGCUACUGCAUCCCGAGACAAGACCAUCAAGCUUUGGGACGUCCAGAGCGGACAGAUGAUUAAGAACCUUGCCGGACAUGACAACUGGGUGCGCGCACUUGUCUUCCACCCCUCCGGCAAGCUCCUUCUGUCUGCGGCGGACGACAAGACAAUACGUGUGUGGGAGCUGUCCACAGGGCGAUGCAUGAAGACCGUAGAGGCACAUUCUCACUUUGUAGCAACGCUUGCAUGGGGUCGGCAGAGGGUUUCCACAGCGAAAUCAAACGGCGCGGACGCGAAGGCUGGCGAAGCAGAAAAGCUCGUCAAUGUUGUUGCCUCUGCUGGCGUUGACCAGAUAAUCAAGAUAUGGCUUCCAUGAUACGUUCACUCAGAGAGCUUAAGCUACACUUUGAAUUUGGCAGUAUAUGCGCUUUCGCACUUCGUUUCCAUUCUCUGCGAGGCCUUAGUGAGUCCUUAGCCUUCCCAUGGGUCUCGUAGCGGGGGCUGAUAUGCACU